Messenger RNA from Cydia pomonella (codling moth), 949 nucleotides. RefSeq lists its product as uncharacterized. Bases 354 to 932 code for a protein of 192 amino acids. The record is from RefSeq and is a predicted model, not a curated record. The transcript is spliced from 2 exons. NCBI's taxonomy places the organism in Eukaryota, Metazoa, Arthropoda, Insecta, Lepidoptera, Tortricidae.
AAGUAAAAAAUAUUAUGUCAAAAUAUAUUUCCAAUUAUUUAUUUUGGCUUGUAAUUCUCCCCACAAAUUUAUAGUGUAAUUUUUUGCAUGGCAUUACCAGGAAACGACAGAAUUCCACGGAACUAAAAAACGAGAGUCCAGCGAUAUAAUCCUGUGAUAAAAACUCUUUCAGUGCCUAUAUGAGACAACCUCACCAUUACUUUACUCUUUGCAACCUCACUGAUAAAACAAAUGUCAAUAAGGUUCCGGAAUAACUGACGUUUUAAUGACAUAUGUUAUCUGUUAUAAACUUCACAUAAAGCAAACAAACAAACAUAUGAUUUUGGAAUAAAUACUAUUAAAUUUCUCGUUUUAUGGUCAUUCUGAGACAUCUCUCAGAAUGCCUGAUCCCUGUCCAGGAUGUCAACCAACCAAAGAAACUGAACGAUAUCAAAGACAACUAUCAAAGGAAGAAAAAAAAAUGCGAAAGGGAAAACGAAAAGGCAUUGAACAAAUAUGAAAAACAAUUAGCAAAAUUCGAAAGAGAACGGCAGAAAAAAUUGAACCAACUAGAAAAGGUGUAUAUAUCGAAGCUAGAAGAUGAGUUAGUUGGUACAGGCGACUUGUCUGGUAACCCAAGCUUGGUGGGUGCACCUCCCGGAGAUUCAGGGGAUCCAUUUUACCCUUGUUGUUGUAGUGGUUUUGAAAAUACGUACAAAAGCAAUGAUCCCAUUCUCGACAGGCGACAAGAUACGUCGAAUAUCAUAAGUAUAUUUGUGAAACCUGAACAACUGGGGCUUGAUGUCAAAAGAAAACCAUGUGAAUGUGGCACCAAAUCAUGCUCACUUCGGAAGCAACUCACUCAGGUUUGCUACCGUUACUGUUGCUACUUACUAACUGUGUGUGCAGUCAUACUUGUUGCUGCCACCAUAUUCAUUUUAUUUUUUAAAUAAACGUAUAUGUUAAUACA